Zerene cesonia (dogface butterfly) is the source of this 1103-nucleotide messenger RNA. It is a transcript of the gene geminin, whose product is annotated as geminin. Gene Ontology annotation, biological process: regulation of DNA replication. The coding region runs from base 134 to 634 and encodes 166 amino acids. NCBI's taxonomy places the organism in Eukaryota, Metazoa, Arthropoda, Insecta, Lepidoptera, Pieridae. The transcript is spliced from 5 exons. The record is from RefSeq and is a predicted model, not a curated record.
UCAUUGUGACACACGAUGCGCGGGAAUUAAAUAACCUAAAAUCUGACAAUUAACUGUUAUCGCUAUAUUGUUCGAGUGACAAUUCUAAACAAAUAUAAAAUUAGGGUAAAUUUAACUUCUAAAACGUAACAAAAUGCCGAGAACCACACGAAGGUCGCUUAAAACUUUGCAGCACACUUCUACGGAUAGAGAAAACUUAGUGGGUAGACCAUCGAAAAGUUUAAAACAUCAACUGAGUCAAGAGUCUCUAGUAGAUGUUGAGGUGAAAAGGAAGAACUUGUCAACCAAAGAAGUGCAAGUCAAUCUUGAAAAUAAAGUUACAGCAGAUGAUCUUACAAACCCAGAAGGUGCUUCUGAGAAGUAUUGGCAAAUUUUAGCUGAGAAACGUCAGCAAGCUCUACAAGAGUCUUUAGAUGAAAAUGAGAAGCUCCGUAAAAUAAUAGAAGACUUAAAAGAGGAAAACGCUCAAUACAAGCAAAUGUUAGAAGAAGCCAAUAGCUUUGUGGAAGUCAUUAAGGAGGAACUUGCAAAUAACAGUAAUAAUGACACUGGAAUUGAUGUUAACGAUAUCAGCACAGCUGAUGAAACAACUGAAGAGAACCAAGACCCUGAAGAAUGUACCAAGACUGAAUAAUGUUUAAAUUGAAACAAUAUAUCACACAAUAAUUAGAGUUAAUAUAUUUUAAGAUAUGUGUAAUCUUUUAGUUUCUUAACACUAAACUUUUUGUACCUGUUGCUUUCAAUAUAGUUCUAGUUUCUAGCUAACAAUUUAAAUUGUUAUAGUAAAUUUAACUCAGGCCUUAGCUUUUACUACCAUUAUUGCUGGUUACUGUUUUGUGUUUUAUCAAAAUACUUUCCUCUCUCAUGAUAUUUAAUUGUAUUUUACUAAGCUUGCUUGUCAUUUAAUAAUAAAGCUUUAAAGUAUUACACAGAGUUGGAAAGUUAAGUGGAAUGUAGAGAGCCUUAAUUGGGUUUUAUUUGAUGAACUUGCUAAUAUAAUUGCUUCACUUCUUUAGCCAAGUGAAACUAAUUAAGUAGCUUUUAUAAUUGACCUUAACAUAUCACUGGUUAGGAUCUUUUUUUUUCAAAUAAAGUAAUAAAAC